Molecule: messenger RNA, 3980 nt
Organism: Drosophila guanche
Lineage: Eukaryota; Metazoa; Arthropoda; Insecta; Diptera; Drosophilidae
Gene: Cp190
Product: centrosome-associated zinc finger protein CP190
Exons: 5
Coding region: 357-3860 (1167 amino acids)
Biological process (GO): regulation of transcription by RNA polymerase II
Cellular component (GO): nucleus
Molecular function (GO): RNA polymerase II cis-regulatory region sequence-specific DNA binding; protein binding; DNA-binding transcription factor activity, RNA polymerase II-specific
Source: RefSeq, a predicted model, not a curated record
CAGUGUUGUGUGAAAUGAGAAGGCGCCAAAUCAGAAUAAAUAAAAGUAUCAACGGAAGACGUGCAAAGUAUAUCAACUCGUGUGGGUUUCAAUAAUUUAUUGAGUGAAACGGCAAUAAUAAGAAAAAAUACCUUGCGACGCGCACAUUACACACACUCACACGUAAAUAGACACACGUACAUCUAUCGAUAUCCGAGUUGCAUUGCACGCCGUGGCGGCAGCGCCAAAGAGAGCACCGAAAGUUUGCGCCAACAGCCAGCUAGAGCAACAAAUCAACGGGGAGGGCGCGCGCGUUCCAUUUAACGAGAAAAACAAUACUUGCCAAGGAUAGCAACGUUGAGAAGAACGCAGCCAAAAUGGGUGAAGUGAAAUCGGUCAAAGUGGACAACUGGGGAGUCUUCUUCCUGCAAAAGCUGCAGAAUUUCUUCAACAAAACGGACUACUGCGACCUAACGCUGCAGUUUCGCGACAAUUCACAAUUAAAAGUGCAUCGCCUGGUGCUGAGCGCUUGCACCGACUAUUUCAAUGUACUGGAACAAAAUUGCGAAAUAGUCGACGAUGCUCUCAUCAUGCCCAACGAGUUCCAGGCGGAUGUGGUGGUGCCCAUUGUCAACUUUAUGUACACGGGCACCCUGGAGUUUGAGUUGAAAAUGUAUGGCAAGCUGCUGCGCACCGCCAAGGAGAUGAACAUGACAGUGCUGCUGAAGCUAUUAGAGGCACAUCGUCGCACCAUGGAGAAUGUGAACCGCCAGCAGAGGCCUCCCAGUCCGAAGGGCAUAAGACGCCGCACAGUGGGUCCAGCCACCAAUGCGGGCAGUCCCCAGCAGCGGGUAACUGUGCAGAGCCAGCCAAGCCGCCUUGUCAGCAACACAGUUGUGGGAGCAGCCACCGGAGGCGCAGCCACAUUGAGACCAAAUAUCCAGCGUGCGACCAUAGGCAAUACGAUGAUACGCACGACGACAAGCAACAAACAAGAGCCCACCUCUCCCUUUGAGCAGCUGCGCAAGGGAUAUAACAACAACAAGCGGCCGGCACAGACCAGUCUACUGUCGCCGCCUUCCAAGAAGCCCAGCCUAGAAGAGGUCAAGGAGUUUGCCGAACAGCAGCGGAUGCGUAAGCAAAUUGCGGCCGAAUAUGGUGACAAUGAUCCGGAAUACGACGGUGGCAUGCUGUAUGAUGAUGUGCAUGCUGACGACGAUGAUGACGAUAUGCCACCGCAGCCAUCAACGUCAAGGCAAAAUCAGCCGGCAACUCCACAGAAGAGCACACAGACUCAGCUGGAGCAUGGCACAACGACCAUAAUUCUCAAACAGGACUCGCCCAGCCAAACGCCGACGAUCAUUGUGAAGGAUUCAUCGAAUGCCAAGCUCAAUCACACCAAAAUCAUUGCCGAAGUGUUGAGACAGUAUCCGCAUAUUGUCAAGGGCCACAAGAACAUCAAGCUAAAGAUUAUGCCCAAUAACACGCAAACCAGCAGUCCCGCCGAGAAGGCAGCCGCUUCACCUGUGAAGCGUUGUGCGACAGCAGCAACAGCGACACCUCAGUCCGCAACGACAUCAACGGGACCCGCAUCGCCGCACAAGAAGUUGCAUGUUUCCUUCAAAGCGGACAAAUCCACGCCGUUGAUAACGUCACAGCAGAAGGCAACAACCACACAGCAAAAGCCAUCUGCAGUUGCGCAGUCCACCGCCCCAGCGCAGACAUCAGCAGCAGCGACAACAGCCAGCUCCGCGGCAACGGCAUCGGCUCAGAAGCGUCGAAUCGACAGCAAGACGAUGCACACUUUGAUCGCCCAGGGAGCUGAGAAUACCACCGGUCCCUGGCUGUGUCUGCGGUGCGGUGUGAAUGGACGACCCAUUAGCAUUCCAUCGUACAGGGGCUUCAGACGGCAUCUCAUCAACACGCACAAGGAGACAAUUGACCCGUCGCUGUGCGAGCAUUGCGGCUGGCGAUCGGGCAACAAUCGGGAAUUGCAUUUCCACAUGUACAUCGAGCAUCAAAUCAAAUCGCAGCUGUACACAUUCGCCGAGUGCGCACUCUGCGAUCAGACAUUCUUGACCAAGCCCGAUCUCGAGGCCCACAUCAAUGAGGCACACACCGAUGACAACAAGCAGCAGUGCAUCUACUGCAACAAGGUCUUUGAGCAGGAGCUGCAGCUUUACAAGCACAUGAAGGGCUACCACAAGGCCCAGGCCCUGGAGGAUGGCAUCAUUGAUGAGACAGAUGAGGAGUACCAAGGCUCACAGGACGAGGAAGAUGAGGAAGCUGAGGAGGAGCAAGAGCCAGAGGGCAAGGUUCGCAUACUCUCAAACAUUAGUUUGCCUGCCAACAGUGCCAUAGCAGCGCAGCGGGCCAGCGCUGAGGAACAACAGCAGCAUCAGGAAGAGGAGGAGGAGCUGGAACAGCCGCAGGAGGUGAAGUUCGUUGGAGCCGAUGGCAAUGAGGUGGAGCUCACAGACGAACAGCGGAAGGAGAUCCUCUCGCAGCUCAAUCAACAGCAAGCAGGCGCGGCCGCUGGCGGUGUGGUAAUGGUGCUCAGCGAGCCCGAGGCCGAAAUUGCCAAGCAAGAGGGCGAUGUCAAAUCCUUGGCCGGCACCGAAGAGGAAUACGAUGACAGCCAGAUCUACAGCGAACUGGGCGCCGCCGAUUCGGUGGAGAGCGGCAAGAAGAGCGAGACCGGCACCAGUGCGGCCGAUGAGAGCAAAGAGUCGGCUGACAAUUUGGAAUGGGCCGAGAAUCUAAUUGCCGAAUCCGAGGAACAGAACAGCAAAGAGAAACCAGAGAAACCUCGCGAUGACAUUAGUGAAAAACUAAAAGAGUUGACGGGCGAUUGGACCGAAGACGAGAACGAGGAUGAAAUUAUGGAAAUGGAGAAGUCUGCGAGCACAGAGAUUGUCGCCAAGCAGCAGCCCAAGAAAACAGAGGAAGCCCAGCAAGUGGCCGAGGAAAGCAAUGUUGUCGAAGAGCCGGAGGAGGAAGAGGAUGAUAUUGAUUUGGCUCUACAAUCCAUGCACAAGGGCAACGACGAGUCGACAUCAAAGACCAGAAGUGCGGCCGACCAGCCAGCUGCAGCCGGCAGUGGUGCCGAGGAUGUAGUCAGUGCGGAAGAGGUCCCGACCACAGGUACAACAACUAAACAGGAUGAAAAAAUGGAUGUGGAUACGGAUGCGACCGAGGAGGUAACUACACCAGCUGCUGAUGCUGCUGCUGCCAUAACAAAAAUCAAGCGAGAGCAUGAAGAGGAUGAGGAAUUCAUCAAGGAAGAUGCCACAGAGGCAGAUGUUUCCAUGCCAGAUGCGGAAGUCGAUUCCAAUUCUGCCAUUGCUGCCGAUACCGAGGAGCAUUUGGAGGAGGUUGAGGAGGACCAGGAGCAUUUGGGGACGGACAAUAUGCGCAAGGAGUUGCUGGAUGAAUUAAUCGCCCAAGCCGAGUCGCCCGAAGAUGAUGAAAAGAGGAGUACUCCCCUGGAGGCGAUAGAAGCAACGGAAGCCGCAGCGACACCAUCAGCUAUCUCAGACAGUACUGAGACGGAUGCAGAUCUGGUGCCUGCCACCCAGCUACCUGCCAGUCAGACAGAGAUUAUUGAGGAGGAAGCAGAAAAGCCAGCUGAGAAUAACAAUGAUGGGAAGACGACAGUAGCAGUAGCAGCAGUAGCAAAGGAAGCAAACGUUGAGGACAAACCAACAAACAGCAGCAUCGUUACAGCUGCCGCUACUGAUAAGACUACGACAUCGUCGGUCGUUGAGGUGGAGGAGGCGGCUAGUGCGGAUAAGGUAAAGAGUCUCAUUAGCGAAUGGGCCGAUGAUGAUGAAGAUGAGGAUGAGAAUGGGGUUACUGCUGCGGCAAAGGCGGAACUAUAAUUACUAGAUUUAUUUAUGUUUUAAGUUGCGAUUAUCCACUGUCGUCGGAAACCUAUAUGAAGUCCACAAGAAUUUUCGGUUUCGAUUGUAAAUUAAAUUUGUUAAAUAAGGAAAUGAGAA